Lytechinus variegatus (green sea urchin) is the source of this 1448-nucleotide messenger RNA. RefSeq lists its product as uncharacterized. NCBI's taxonomy places the organism in Eukaryota, Metazoa, Echinodermata, Echinoidea, Temnopleuroida, Toxopneustidae. Bases 154 to 990 code for a protein of 278 amino acids. Gene Ontology annotation, cellular component: plasma membrane. The transcript has 5 exons. The record is from RefSeq and is a predicted model, not a curated record.
CCUAGUUUGAACGCGUGCUCGAAGUCAACAUCACUGGUAUGCAGAGAUGGCCUUACGGCUGGUGCUGUUUGCCAAGAACCGGGGUAUCUUGGUUGCUAUGGAGACAAGACCCACUCCCGAGCACUUGCGGACGUGGUCCACAUCAGCAAGAACAUGACGGUAAUGCUUUGCGUGCAUUAUUGUCAUGCCCGCGGUUAUCCGUAUGCGGGAUUGGAAUACGGCGAGGAAUGUUACUGUGGCGCCCUUGGGUCAAAUUACGCCAUCUACGGCCGGUAUUGGGAUUCGGCCUGCCAGCAUCCGUGCAGUGGGUACGGCAACGAGAGAUGUGGAGGUAUAGGCCGGAUUGCAGUUUAUAAUACAAAUGAAACGAUAUCCACAUCAGCCACUUUACCGCCCCCAGUGCCGCAUACGCCGACAUCAACGCAAGUCAUGACGACGAUGUCAUUAUUUCCAACGACGACAACGACAAAGAGAGUAAGCGCCGUCCACGUGACAACACCUGGCACCACGACGAAAUCACCUCACGUACAAACCCAAAUGAUCAACGGAACAGCUUUCAACGCGCACACAUCCAAUGAUGAGAUGAGAUACCUGGCUGUCAUAAUGGGAAGUCUUCUCACCGUCGGGGUUGUUGUUAUUUCUUUCAUUCUCGUCUGGAAUUUCAAAUUGAGAACCCGGAUGCGAGCCAUCGAGGACAGUCCAUUAAACUCGACCGAUAGAGGAAACAACUCGUCGUACGAACAAGGAGAUAAAAAAGCACAGCUCGUGUAUUCCGACCUUCUUACGAACGAUGUAACCAAUAACCAUUACGAGUCAUUAAUUACUUCCGGGGCAGGGGAAGAGGACGUGCCCGUUGCGCCCAGACCCAGUGAACCCCCAGUGGCGGUGGAUAAGCGGAUGAGAAGACACACGAACUUACCUCCACGAAUUCCAACAUAUUUUCCUCAGCCGGAUUUAUAUGAAAAUUACAGAUAUUCGUAUAUGCAGUAAAAGACAUCGCGAUUCAUAGACUGAAAUCCAAGGUUUUCGAAUAUGUAUUAAUGAGAUACCGUGAUAAAGUAUUAUUGUACGUGUAUUAGCCAUACGGUGUGUUGAUUAUUUGUUAUUUUUUCUAUAUACAAUGAACUUUAAUCUGCUAGUUGAUUGGAUGCAUUUGAAAUAUGUAUAGUCUAUGUUGAAAAUACGGCUGAAGGGCUCGUGGGGCAGUGGCAGGCCCCACUAUUUUGUGUUUUUGCGGAGAACUUAUGUUUAGUUCCUUUCCUGUUUUUUUAUCAAACUGAAAUAUACGUAGGUUUCAUUCAAAUAACACUCCCGGUGAAUUUUGUUCCAUCAAAACUCUGAAUGCAUUCAUUCCUACAAUUAACAAAUGGCAAUAAAUUAAUGCUGUAAUUUUGCUCAGUGUAUCCAAAUUUUAGAUUAAAUUUCACCCUCGAUUAUCCCCCAAAGUA